This is a messenger RNA of Ilex paraguariensis (yerba mate), 1196 nucleotides long. NCBI's taxonomy places the organism in Eukaryota, Viridiplantae, Streptophyta, Magnoliopsida, Aquifoliales, Aquifoliaceae. The record is from the annotation of a GenBank genome assembly.
AUGGGAAGAGCUCCAUGUUGUGAUAAGGCAAGUGUGAAGAAAGGGCCAUGGUCACCUGAAGAAGAUGCACAGCUGAAGGAGUAUAUAGAGAAGCAUGGAACUGGAGGGAAUUGGAUUGCUCUCCCACCAAAAGCUGGCCUAAGAAGAUGUGGAAAAAGCUGCAGAUUAAGAUGGCUAAACUAUCUUAGGCCCAACAUUAAACAUGGAGAAUUCUCACAGGACGAAGACAGAAUAAUCUGUAGCCUCUUCGCUAACAUUGGAAGCAGGUGGUCAAUAAUAGCAGCUCAGCUACCAGGGAGAACUGACAAUGAUAUCAAGAACUACUGGAACACCAAGCUCAAGAAGAAACUCAUUGGGAUGGCCCCUUUCCCUUCCUUUCAGAAAAGGACUCAUCGGGCUACAAAUUACCCAUCUGUAUCACUUUUUCAGACUUCAAAAUCAUCAUCAGCAUACUCAUCUCCAUCACCAGCUCUACCAUCAACUUCAUCAGCAUACAAUUGCAGCAACUACAAUGAUCUAAAUACCCCAGCUAGGUCUUUGACAGGCUAUGAAAUUAUGUCAAUCCCUUCAAGUCUUUCGAUCAGCACAAGUGCUUCAAAUUCUACAGUUCUCCAAGCCCAAGAUGGGUUUGUGAAGGACAGCCUCCUCGUGUUUGGAGCUGAAGCUAGUUGCAGUUCUUCUGAUGGAAGUUGUAACAAUCUCAUCAGCCAAAGCAAAGAGUUAGAGUGUCACGAGUUUCGGGUUUCUAAUGGUGAACUCAUGGGUUUGCAGAGUUCUCUCUACAGUGGUAUUGAUCAAAACCAGAAGUUCCUCUCUAAUGUUGUUGGUGUUAAUGGAUUUACUGAUGAGAAGCCAAAUGGUGUUUAUGGUGAAACCCCAUUGGACUAUAGUCUUGAGGAGAUUAAGCAGCUAAUUAGCACUAAUAUCUGUAACAACUUGAACUUUUUUGUUGAUGAAAACAAGGAAGAGGAAAAGUUCUUGUACUACUGAUGCUGACUGUUGUUGGUACAUUCAGAAGAUUUGAAGGCUAAAAGGUGUGGAUGGGUACUUGAAGAUUCACAAAUCUACUCAGUUUGUAGGGAUGUGGAUUGUGCUUUUGGGUGGAAACAGUUUUUUAACAGUACAAGAUAAAAUUUUUAUCUUUUUGUGCAUUUUUUGUUUUUAAUCAGGAUCUUUUUUUGCAUUUAAUUUUGGGA